Messenger RNA from Dryobates pubescens (Downy woodpecker), 988 nucleotides. RefSeq names its product ADP-ribosyltransferase 1 (gene ART1). The transcript has 4 exons. NCBI's taxonomy places the organism in Eukaryota, Metazoa, Chordata, Aves, Piciformes, Picidae. The record is from RefSeq and is a predicted model, not a curated record. Bases 1 to 939 code for a protein of 312 amino acids. Gene Ontology annotation, molecular function: NAD+-protein-arginine ADP-ribosyltransferase activity; NAD+ poly-ADP-ribosyltransferase activity.
AUGAAGUGGGUCCGGCCGGGCUGGCUGCUGCUGCUCCAGACCUUGGCCACCACCUGCAGCCCUCUGCCCCAGCAAGACCUCAGCACCAUGGAGGAGCUGGGGCUGGAUAGCAUCAGGGAGGUGGAGCUGGACAUGGCCCCCACCUCCUUUGACGACCAAUACAAAGGCUGCACCAAGAUGAUGGAGAAGGAGCUGGAGGAGCUCAACCACACCGAGUUCACCACCAACAGCCUCUACUCCAAGGAGUGGACCUUGGCCACCCAGCAAUGGCUCAGCCAGAGUGGUGCUGGUGGCCCCAGGGUCCUGAGCCCACAGCAGGAAGUGGCCCUCUUGGUCUAUACCAGACACAGCGACCUCUAUCGCGCCUUCAACCGCAACGUGAGCCAGGCCGGCAGCUCCCUCCGGUUCUACCUGGAGUCCUUCCACUUCAAGGUCCUCCACUUCCUCCUCAGCCAAGCUCUGGCCACCCUGAGGGCCACCCCAGGAGCAGAGGCUUGCCUCUCAGUCUACAGAGGGGUGGAAGGCAUCAGGUUCACCACCCAGCCCGGGCGCUCCAUCCGCUUCGGCCACUUCACCUCCACCUCCCUGAGCAGGGAGAAGGCCUUGACCUUCGGCCAGGACACCCUCUUCUCCCUGGAGACCUGCUAUGGCGUGCUCAUCAGCGACUACUCCAUCUACCCUGGCGAGGAGGAGGUCCUCAUCCCACCCUUUGAGAGCUUUGUGGUCAUCAGUGUCACCCAGCAUGGGGACCAAGCCGAGAUCCAGCUCGUCUCCCAGGCAGGGCUCAGCAACUACAACUGCGAGUUUGUGAAAGAGAAGAGAUGCAAGAGCCAACCAUGUGCCUUAAGCUCAGGCAGGAGCAGCUUUGGGGUCCCCCCGCACCUCUGGGUGCUUCUCCUGGCAGCCGUGGUCCUGGCAGCACCGGGGGGGGGACCCUGAGCCAAGGCAGCACCGCGGCCAGCGACCCCCGGCCGGGAAAAGACAGCGG